This is a messenger RNA of Phyllotreta striolata, 2500 nucleotides long. NCBI's taxonomy places the organism in Eukaryota, Metazoa, Arthropoda, Insecta, Coleoptera, Chrysomelidae. The record is from the annotation of a GenBank genome assembly.
AGAAUGACAAGUCUAUCAUUCCUCUUUUCAUGCAACAAAAAAAGAAGCGUAAAGUAACCACAAAAAGGGGCGAAUUAAUUUGUUUGAUCAAAUUUCAUUAAACGAUAAGACGUAAUUAAAAGUUAGAACAAAAUUCUAGUGUAAGUGAAGUGUUCCUACAAAAUGGCUCCGAUAGAUUACACUAAGAAAACGAUCGUGUUCGUCACGGGCGCUUCCCGAGGCAUCGGCAGGUCGAUAGCCCUGGAGAUAUCCAGAAAAUUGGACCAACAAUCCAUAAUUGUACUAAUGGCGCGAUCCGAAUCGGGCCUAACGGAGACCAAAGCUCAAAUAGCCGAAGUGGAUAAAACCAUAACGGUGCAAACUUACCGCACGGACUUCCUCAAUCCGCGAACGGAAACGUUCGAAGAUGUAUUCAAUCGAGUACUAAACAGCGCAGAUACGAAGGAUAUCCAAAACGCGAUCAUUUUCCAUAACGCCGGGCACGUAGGGACAGUAAAGAAAAGCACCGACUUGUCCGAUCUAGUCGCCUGGAGGGAGCAUUUCGAUGUAAACUUAUUCUCCUUGGCGUUGCUGAACAGCGUUUUUAUGAAACGCAUGCGACCGAUAGCGCAGAAAUUGUGCGUCGUGAACAUCAGCUCGCUAGCGGGUAGAGUACCGGUGACCAAUUUGGCCAUGUACGGAUCGGGGAAAGCGGCCAGGGAUUUGUUUUUUAAAGUGUUAUCGAUCGAAGAGCCCGACGUGGUCGUGUUGAAUUAUUCCCCGGGACCGGUGGAUACCGAUAUGUUCGAUAUGGUCCUGAAGACCGCCCAAUCGGAGGACCUGAAGAAGAACUUCGAGGAGGUGAAAAAAACCACGGUACUCUUGCCGCCCGUUACCGUUAACAAAAUGCUGGAUUUGUUGGAAAAGGGUGAAUUUAAGAACGGAGAUACCGUGGAUUACUACGAUAGAAUAUAAGGAGAAUAAUAUUAAUUUAUAUAUGUCCUAUUGUUCAAAAGCAUUCCAAACAAGUGAUUGUAUUCAGCACUCCGUUUGAACGCUAAUCAUAACAACAAUGUAAAUCUGUCAAAUUGGAUAAUGUCAUUAAUUACUCUACUAAAGCUGUCAAGUAAAUAAAGGGACCAUUAAAAUGAUUGAUUAGAGUUAAAGGAGCCCUGAAUGCGGGUCAUAUAUAAUAAAAUUAGUUAGAAUUUUCAAAUAUAUUUUAUAUAAAAUUCUAUGUAUUAUUAAAUCUUAUAUGCAUUUAUUUAAUGUUUGUAAAAAUGUUUAUUCUCAAUGAGCUUACGAACAAGGAGUAUAAAAAAUGUAAAAGUAUCUACUAAAUUUAUAUUUAUUUUCAUAUUAACAUCAACAUUAUGUAAACAUAUGUCUAUUUACAGUAAAACUAUGUUAAAAUUCUAAUAUUUUUUUUUUGAUUUUAAAAUUCACAAUAUAGAUAGGCGAGAUUCGCUAUUAAGGACAACUGGAACAGAAAAAUAGAUUAAAGGGACAGGAUAUUUCUACGUUACAUUUACAAUGUCAGGAGAUAAAAAGAUUGCAGGAAUCUUCCUUCGCCUUAUCUCGAGUAAAACCGGAUUCGAAUUAAAAGUUCCAAUACACACUAGAUCAUCAGAUAUGGGAAUAAUCUAGCAGGCUAUAUUUACUGACCUGCGUAUAUGAAUGUUUAAUUUUACAAAGUAACUUUAAUCAAGAGAGCUUAUUGAGCUCUUCCUGCAUGUAAAUUUGGCACCCGACGAGUUUAAAUCAACCUAACAAGUAUAUAAAAUAUAUCUAGAAAAUAGGAAAUAUCUAGAGCUCCAUCUAUGGACCUAUUCAACCCUGAUGCGUUCGCGCAAAAUCUAACAGGUAUAUAAAAUAUAUAAUGUAGUAAAUAUAUCUAGCAAAACAUCUAGGGCCUCAUCUAUGGACCGGAUUCAAUUCAUAUCCGAGCCUUCCGCACAUCCGAAGGCUCCGCGCCGAGAAGGAAAAAACAACAAAUUUUCAUCUACACACAUUUUUUAUAAAUUUCGAAACAUCUUCACUCCCGAAUCGGCCCCGUUCGAUUCGAAAGCCUCCUCGCCGGUCCUCACGACACUUUGUUGCGCCACCGCGAGAACAAGACAAGUGGCGAUUCGGAGCAGGACGCGUUCAGGACGAAGUACAGCAGGAAGAACGAGCAGGCCACGGAACGGCGGGCGUCGCGCACGCGCAACAGCCCCAAUUUCGCGAACAGCUCGUAGGCCAUGACGAAGCACCCGUAGCGGAAGAGGAAGUUGGGCACGAUGCACUCGGGCAGCGCGCACGCGCCGGAACGGAGGAGGGGUGAGGAGCGGAGGGAGAGGAGGGGGGCGGUGGCCGCGCAGGCGCACGGCUCGACCGGACACCCUCAGCUCGGGAACCGGCAGAAGAACGCGUAGACGAGAUCGUAGUUCUUGAUGCUGCAUUGCUGGAUGUCGCGGCGCUGCCAGUCGCCCAGCUGGUUCAGGAACAGCAGCUCCCUGGAGGUGUCCUUGGUGGGCGAUAA